UGACACACAUCAGCAGCAGAAGGUUGGUCGACACAUUCUUCAGUGUCUCCGAGUGUCUUCAGGGUGUUUUUCUGAGCGACAGUCGGACUGUGUUCAGGUCUCCGGUCGGCAGCAGCAUCAUGGCGUCUGGAGGCCCCAUGAUGAACGGCGACAUCUCUCGCUCUCCCAGUCAGUCGGGCACGCUGGAGGAAACGCUGCAGCAGAUGAACAUCCUCAUUCAGGAGAACAGAGACCUGAAAGAGGCUCUGCGUCAGACCAACCUGACGAUGAAGGAGCGCUUCGAAGGGCUGUCCGCGUGGCGGGAGAAGCAGCGGCAGGAGCGGGACUUCCUGGAGAGUCGGCUGGAGGAGGCUCGGGGUCGCAUGGAGACGCUGAACCUCCAAAACCAGGAGCUGAGCAGGAGGCUGGAGGAGGGCGGGAGGGCAGGAGGAGCCCCGGGAGGACGGCAGACUGCCGAGCUGGACGCCCUGCGUGCCCAGGUUGCUCGCCUGCAGGCAGAGAAGAACGACCUGGUGGCGCUGAACUCUGAGCUGCAGCUGAAGGCCGAGCAGGACUCCAGAGACGACUCAUUUAUUGAGAUCAUCAAGGUGUCGGAUGGGUGCGUAGAGGGGCUGAAUGAAGCUUGUGGUGCUGAGCGCAGCAGACGUCCAGACCUGAGCAUGACGUCGUCCCGGCUGGACUGCGAGGAGGUGACGGUCAGCCAGCUGCUGCAGUCCCUGAGGAACGAGACGCAGAAAGGCGAGAGGCUGCAGACCGAGCUGCAGGCUUGUGCUGCCAGAAUCAGAGAGCUGGAAGAGAGGAAGCCUAGUGCCGAGGAAUCAACACAGACAGCUGAGCAGCAGACUACAGAGACCAAGGAGGAUCCUGCAAAGGAGGAGAAGGCAGCUUCCGAGGUGGAGAAUCUGAAGUCUCAGAUGAUGCUGCUCUUCAAAGAGCUGCAGCAGGCCCAGAGCAAGCUGGACGAAGCAGAAGGCAUGAAGAAGAACCUGCAGGACAGAUGUCGGGAGGUGGAGCAGGACGUGGCGACUCUGAAGGCUCAGCUGGUGGAGAAACAGGCCGUUCAGUCGGAGAACGACCGGCUGAAGCUGCAACUGGGCAGCGUGCAGGCUCAGAGCCUGAUAGAGCAGAGGAAGGCCGGCGAGGAGAGGAACAACCUGGCCCAGCUGAAGGAUGCCUACACCAAGCUGUUUGAAGACUACACUGAGCUCAAGGAUGAGAAGAAGAAGAGAGAGUCUCGGUUGGUGGAGAAGGACGUACUGGAUGAGCUGCAGCAACGGCUGACCGCUGCUGAAGAAGCCCUGGUUGUUAAACAGAGCAAGAUUGACGAAAUGAAGCAAGAGAUGUUCCAGAAGGAGAAGGAGCUGGAGACCAUAUCUGUGUUCCAGGCUCAGGCGGAGGUCUACUCCUCAGACUUCUACGCAGAGCGAGCAGCAAGAGAGAAGCUCCACGAAGAGAAGGAGCGUCUGGCUGCUCAGCUGGAGUAUGUAAAGAAGCAGAACACCCAGAUGCAGGAGGAGAUGGACUCACUGGGCCGACGCUCACUGAAUGAGAUGCAAAGGAGACACGUGCCCCCGGCAGGAAGUCCACAUGGAGCAGGCGCCAGUCUGGUUGGAAGAGGUACCGACUGGCAGCAUCAGGGGAAUAUUCCUGAACACGCCUGUCCCAAAUGCAACGAGAUCCUGCCCGACCUGGACUCGCUGCAGAUCCACAUCAUGGAUUGCAUCAACUAGACCUCCAUCUUUACAUCAAUCACAAUAACAGCGACUGCAUUAGCACCUUAAUCUGAGUCUUCCUCUGCUUUGACCUGUACCUCUUCUAUCUGAUCCCUGUGACGUCACUCCACAGAUCCCAUGUAAGAUCCAUAGCAUUCAUUCUAGGACGGGAACACUUGGCUUUUCAAGGCGUUUCAGUAGAAGGAAUUCAAAUGUAUGGAGUCUGGAAAUGCAUGUGAAGAGAGUUUGUCAGCUCUAGUUUGUUGUACAUUUAAAAACUGCUCUCAAGCAUUUGGAACAGAUUAGAAAAUCUAUCACAGGACACAUCCUCCAGUCUGGUUUGGGUCUAUGCCAUCUGGCACAGUCUCUUUGAUGCUGUAGCGACUGGAAACAAGCUAAGAAUGAAAUUCUUCAGGGCAAAACAAGUCUGGAACAGCAAAACAGCAACUACACGAACCCUUCGGUGAGAUUUCAGUUCGGCGCUGUCUGCCUGUCACGUGCACAUUAAUUAUUCAACCAAAGUUAAGCCUUUACCAGUUGCAUUUGUUUACUAAGUAUUUGGUUGCUGAAGGCUUUUUAUAUUUUUGAAGGUUUCCUUUUCAAAUUAAAAUGAAAAUUCCUUCUAUAUUUUUUCUCAGUAAGGAUAUUUUAGCUCAUGAUUUGGGUUUUGGUGUUGGUGGGGGGGGAAGGAGCAUGCACCAUGUAGGCACUUUAAUAUGAAGAUCUAUAUUUUAUUUGGACUCUGAAGAUGACACCUGCUAUUUAGAACAUAUAUUUAACUAGUUAAUCGAACUGUUAUUGUAGUGCAGGAGGCUCCCAGUGGAGGCUUUCUGAUUCCAUGUUGUCAAUCUGUGAAAGAAAAUAAAAUUCUUUGCAAAUUUC
Molecule: messenger RNA, 2594 nt
Organism: Stegastes partitus (bicolor damselfish)
Lineage: Eukaryota; Metazoa; Chordata; Actinopteri; Pomacentridae
Gene: optn
Product: optineurin
Exons: 13
Coding region: 120-1730 (536 amino acids)
Biological process (GO): regulation of canonical NF-kappaB signal transduction; protein localization to Golgi apparatus; Golgi ribbon formation
Cellular component (GO): nucleus; Golgi apparatus; cytoplasm
Molecular function (GO): K63-linked polyubiquitin modification-dependent protein binding
Source: RefSeq, a predicted model, not a curated record